ACAGGAAAAAGCCAACUUUUUUCACUCAAGUUUUCGCUGGCUCCUCUCAGGAGGAUAUGAAGAGUCACUUAUUUUAUGACAUAAUCAUCGAGUAAAGUUCAUUUAUAAGUGAGCUGUCAUCGUCCGCUGCAUCAGCUGAGGCUCGACUUUCCAACUUCUCCAGACGUCCUAACACUUCUCCACAGUCCUGGAAGAGCUUCAAUCAUGGCCACAAACGUCCAAGAAAACAUAUAUGAACAAAUCGAAGAGACGAACGAAAACAUAUAUGACAGACCGUAUGAGAACGUGAACAGCAACCCAGAGCCGAAAUAUGAGAAUCAAGACACGAGUAAGGAAAUUCCAGAGGAACCGCUGUACAGCACGGUCAAUCAACCGUCUCCAGACUACAUGAAUACGAGAGGAACAUCUCAAGAGGAAGAAGAACAGCCGUCACCCUCCAGUGAACCAGGAGAGCAGCUCGAAAGCGAGAUCACGGUGGCCUCUCUGACGAAUGGAGAUGUUUACGGAUCUUCAUCUUUUGAGGAACCUGGAGACCCUUAUGAUGACCAGCCCUCACUGGACCACGAUGACCUGCUCAUGGCUUACAGUCUCCCAGAAGACGGAUCUCCAGAACCGGAGGAGGUGGUUGACUACAGCCUGAAGGACGUGGAGAACAGCACCGUGGAAGAGACAGCUGCAGCUCCCGACCCGAAUCAGCCUAAUAUUGCGCUUUUUGUCAAGGCUGGCUGUGAUGGCGAAAGCAUCGGCAACUGUCCCUUCUCCCAACGCCUCUUCAUGAUCCUCUGGCUCAAAGGUGUGGUGUUUAACGUCACCACUGUUGACCUGAAGAGGAAGCCGGCUGAUUUGCACAAUUUGGCUCCAGGAACUCACCCUCCUUUCCUGACCUUCAACGGUGAGGUGAAGACAGACAUUAAUAAGAUUGAGGAGUUUCUGGAGGAGGUUUUGGCACCACCACAGUACCCUAAACUUGCAGCCAGGCACAGGGAGUCAAACACAGCUGGGAAUGACAUAUUUGCAAAGUUCUCAGCUUUCAUUAAAAACACUAAGCCAGCUGCGAAUGAAGCUCUUCAGAAGGGUUUAACAAAGGCCCUCAAGAAGCUGGACGAUUACCUGAACAGUCCCUUGCCUGAUGAGGUAGAUGCCGACAGCAUGGAGGAGGAGAAGGCCUCCAACCGCAAGUUCCUGGAUGGGAAUGAGCUGACUCUGGCAGACUGCAACCUGCUGCCAAAGCUCCACAUAGUGAAGGUUGUUGGCAAGAAAUAUAGGAACUAUGACAUUCCCAACGAUUUUACAGGCGUGUGGCGUUAUCUGAACAAUGCUUAUGAGCAAGAAGAGUUCACCAACACCUGUGCCGCAGACAAUGAGAUCGAAUUAGCAUAUAAGGAUGUGGCUAAGAGGCUAACUAAGUAAACUAAUUUGACAAAAAAAAAAGACUUGGGGUAGAUCUUUUCUUGGGGAAGAGAUCAUGUUUUCCAUGUAAUUCAAAGCUGUUGAUCUCAAACUACAAGUUAGUAGUUUCAUUCAUUCUGGGUCCUGAUAAUCAAUCACAAAUUCACUAAAGACUGGUGCUCUGUUAUGAAACACCACAUUUGCCUGUCUGCAAGUACCGUGAGUCAAAUGUGAAUCCAAAACUUCAGCAAUCCUCACUCAUCUGUUGCUCAUAUAAACACUGUCCCAAGCGACUUUAUUAUUGUAUCUCUAUUUAAAGAGAUUUCACAGAGAUUACUGUUUUCUAUAGUUCUUCCUGUUUUAUACUAUUUAUCAUCUUAUGCACUGUUUCUUGAGACAUGGAAUAAAAUGUCACAAAACUUAAUAAUUCACUGCAUAAGAGUGAAUUAAAGAUUUGUGUCACUAAAACAUUUACUAGAACACAUUAUCAGUUUUUUAUGAUUAAAAUGAAAUGAUACUGUUCAUACAGUAAGACAUUAUGAUUCACAACCUCUGAAACCACCUUCCCUCAGCCUGAAACUUAGGCUAAUUCUUCAUAAAGAUUUAAAUAUACAAGUAUAUUCAACUAAAAAAAAAAUCUGAAAAAUAAAUAUGUAAUUCAAAUUAUAUUUUUAAGCAUGCGUUACAAAAUAUUUUAAUUACUUUAAAUUGUGAGGCUGGUAAAUGAGUAAAUGUUUUUUAAUUAAGUCUCAUGCUGACCAAAGUGUUUAAUAAAAAAUACAGUAAAAACAGUAAUAUUGUGAUUUCUUUUAUACAAUAUCUUUUAAAAACCCAGACAAACCCCAAACUUUAGAAACGUAGCGUAAACUUUUAACUUUUUUUUUUUUGUUUAAGCUAUUUUGUCCCAGUACUCAAGAAUUGGUGCAUAACAUAACCUCUCUGAUUGUUUUCUAUUAGUCAAAAAUGACAGCUGAAAAAAGAGAUUGUUCAGGUAUUUCAAAUCUGUAAGAAUUAUUCACACACGUCUCCUAUGGUUUAACAAUGUCUGUCAAUAUUGCUUUCCAUUAUGUUUUCAUUAUUAUUUGUGUAUAACACAUGAAAAAAUCUGAUGUGAACAGUAGGAUAAACUUAAAGCAAAAAGGUACAUCCUGGGCAGCUUCAAAACCAAUCAUAUAUCAUUUAUGGAUUUGUACGUUUCAUGCUAUUUUAUUCGAUUUUUUUCUGAAGGAGCACUACAUUUUUUUAUUUUAUGUUUAUUUUUUAUUUUUUUUUAGGUGCAAUGAUUUAAUGAGGUGCUAAUUUAAUAUGUGCCUUCAUUAAAAGAAAUGCAGUGUGGCAAAUACAGCUUAUGCUCAUGCUGUUAAUGAUUACUACAUAACUAUCCUGCUCUUUUAAAGCCACUAGCAGAGUUUACGAAAAAGGUUUAUAGAAAAUUCCUCAUUGCCUCAUCAUGUAAUUUCCUUGUAAAGUACAAGUUGUUCAGACGUUCCUCUGUUAUUCCUCACAACUCAUAAUUUUGUUUUAAAAUUUUGUUUGGGCUUAUCUGAAAGUGUUUAACAUCAAUCAGCCCUGAGUAUAUCACACUUAAAUAUUUAUUCACAACCCUGUUCAUGGGAAAUUAACAAGUUGAGAUGGAAAGGAGAUUCAAAACACACAGCGGUCCACCGAAAUGGAGAAUAAGGAAAUCUGAUCGGGCGUUCAUCCAUGUCUCCUCCUCUCCACUUAGCGCUGCUGGAAUAUCAUUGGGCCCAUGAUAGCUCCUUGUGGAGCUCCUGCUCUUGUGUGGUUUGGACAAGCGUUUGAUAUGAAAUGAGAAUGUGGCGCCAGAGAGGCCUAUUCCAAGUAAAGCUUUAUGAAUAAAAUAAUAUUUUCACAGUU
Messenger RNA from Carassius gibelio (silver crucian carp), 3267 nucleotides. Its product is annotated as chloride intracellular channel protein 5. Lineage: Eukaryota; Metazoa; Chordata; Actinopteri; Cypriniformes; Cyprinidae. The record is from RefSeq and is a predicted model, not a curated record. The transcript has 6 exons. Bases 205 to 1410 code for a protein of 401 amino acids.